UGUAUUGUGCCAAGGGAGGCUGGUUUGCACGUGUUUUGGUGCGGUGGUGGUGGCGGUGCUGGGUUCUUUGUUGGUUGCUUCUUUGUUUGGGAUGCGGGGUUGGUUGCGGUGGUGGUGUGAUGCUUGUGAGGCUGUGUGGUUGGGGUGCAUGCGGGUAUGUAUAUCUUUCUACCUUUCAGCCAGGCCUUGUGGUGUAGACUUUAAAACCGUUUGUUGUGGAGUUUGUCAAGAUUGUUUAUAUAUAAUAUGUGGUGAUAGCUCCGAGCCUGGUCGAUUUAAUCGUGUCCGCUUUCGGUGUGUAACGUCCGUCACCGCCAAGCGAGAUUCAUCGCCUAACGGGAUGAUAAUCCCUGUAUAGAGUAGAAACAGGGCUUAGUCAAGGUGUUCAUAAGUAUGUAUAUGCGUAGAGAUCUCCUCAUUUAUAUCGAAGAUGCAGAUAACUAGCUAGAGAAGGAGUGCUUUAUGGGACCGUUCGCAUACUUAGCUGUCUCGCUACGCGAUGGAUCUCGGGCGACGGUGGCGGACGU
Molecule: messenger RNA, 527 nt
Organism: Aplosporella prunicola CBS 121167
Lineage: Eukaryota; Fungi; Ascomycota; Dothideomycetes; Botryosphaeriales; Aplosporellaceae
Exons: 1
Coding region: 92-358 (88 amino acids)
Source: RefSeq, a predicted model, not a curated record